Cuscuta europaea is the source of this 2589-nucleotide messenger RNA. Lineage: Eukaryota; Viridiplantae; Streptophyta; Magnoliopsida; Solanales; Convolvulaceae. The record is from the annotation of a GenBank genome assembly.
UUUUUGGGCCCUCUGCCCAAAGCCCAACAUUUUUUUUUACAAUUAUUAAACCCUAGAAAUCGUUUUUUAUUAUAUGAACAAGAUAUAUAAGCCUUCCCUUGUCCUCCUUUUUGACAAUUCACCGUUCUUACACAUCCGAUCCAGGUACGUCACCGUAUUCAUUCUUUGCUGCUUCAAUUUACACCUUAUCAAGUAAUAAUGUCAAGUAUUGUUUCAGCAUACAGACAUAAUGCACAAAUUUAGAUGAUUUUAUCUAUCGUAAAUUAUUUUUAGAUCUAUUACAAACCACCAUCAAGACUCCGGAUUAAAGGUUGCAACUUUACAGUUUUUAUGUGUGUUCUCCUUAGUUGAUGUUUGCGCUUGAACGAUUGACCUAUGGUAUUGGAGUUGUAAAACCUGUUUUGAUUUCUUUAACUUACAUGAAAGAUCUGUUUUUAAAUAAUCUGGAAAAUUGAUCUUAUCAUUUAUUUUGUGUUUCUUUAUUUCUUUUGCUUUUUCUUGCAAUCGUGUCGAUAUCUUAUUUGGUUUCAUGUAUUUUAUUAGUAUGGUUGGUCGCAUGUGGUGUAAUAAUUUGCAGCUUGUUCUUCUCUCUCAGCUGAGUGAAUGUGAUGUAAAUUAGUAUUUUCGCUGUAUUUGUUUCAUGGAUAAGCUUCUCACCGAGAGCAGUAGUACUUCUGAAGAAGGCAUUUAAACAAGAAUCUAAUCUCUUCAAGAUAAAAAAUGGUUUCUUUUCAUAUGAACAAGAAUCUAUUAUAUUUAGAAUAGAGCUGGUCAUUUUAUGUGUUUUUACAUGCUAAGCAGACAUUAUAAUGAAUAUAUUUAUCUCAAAUGAAUUCCCUUUUAAGUAUUAAGACGUAAAUAUCUGAUUGCGUUUUUGUUUUCAAGUGAUUUUUUCGAGACCAUGAGUUUAUUUAGUUGUUGAACGUUUAUGUAUUUUUUUCUUACCUGCAGUAUGGCUGGACUGGCACCUGAAGCUUCUCAAUUUGAUGCCCGUCAAUAUGAUGCUAAAAUGACUGAGUUGCAAGCUGAUGGACAAGAUUUCUUUACAUCUUACGAUGAGGUUUAUGACAGCUUUGACUCUAUGAAUUUGCAAGAAAACCUGCUAAGAGGCAUCUAUGCUUAUGGUUUUGAGAAGCCCUCUGCAAUCCAGCAACGCGGUAUUGUGCCUUUUUGCAAAGGUCUAGAUGUCAUUCAACAAGCACAAUCCGGAACCGGAAAGACUGCAACUUUCUGCUCAGGGAUCCUCCAGCAACUGGAUUACACCCUAGUCGACUGUCAGGCACUUGUCCUUGCACCCACACGUGAACUUGCCCAACAAAUUGAGAAGGUCAUGAGGGCGCUUGGAGACUACCUUGGUGUGAAAGUUCAUGCAUGUGUUGGUGGGACCAGUGUACGUGAAGACCAACGGAUUCUUCAAAGUGGCGUUCAUGUAGUGGUGGGCACACCAGGACGUGUGUUUGAUAUGUUGCGCAGACAGUCCCUUCGCCCUGACCACAUUAAGAUGUUUGUUUUGGACGAAGCUGAUGAAAUGCUGUCUAGAGGUUUUAAAGAUCAGAUCUAUGAUAUUUUCCAGCUGUUACCACCAAAGAUCCAGGUCGGUGUUUUCUCUGCCACAAUGCCACCAGAGGCACUCGAAAUCACCAGGAAGUUCAUGAACAAACCAGUCAGGAUUCUUGUGAAGCGUGAUGAACUUACCCUUGAAGGCAUCAAGCAGUUCUAUGUCAAUGUUGACAAGGAGGAAUGGAAGCUAGAAACACUCUGUGAUCUUUAUGAGACAUUGGCUAUUACCCAAAGUGUCAUUUUUGUCAACACAAGGCGGAAGGUUGACUGGUUGACUGACAAGAUGCGUGGCCGGGACCACACAGUGUCUGCCACCCAUGGUGACAUGGACCAGAACACUAGAGACAUCAUCAUGAGGGAGUUCCGAUCCGGUUCUUCUCGUGUCCUAAUCACCACUGAUCUGUUGGCCCGAGGUAUUGAUGUUCAACAGGUGUCACUUGUGAUAAACUUUGACCUUCCGACUCAGCCCGAGAAUUAUCUCCAUAGGAUUGGGCGUAGUGGCCGGUUCGGGCGGAAGGGUGUUGCCAUCAACUUUGUGACUAAAGAAGAUGAGAGAAUGCUUGGUGACAUACAGAAGUUCUAUAAUGUUACUGUAGAGGAGCUGCCUGCAAAUGUUGCAGAUCUUCUCUGACGCGCUGGAGAAGUCUAAUGUUUCCCCUAUUCCUUUCACAUGGAGUUAGGUUGAUAUAUUAUUUAUUUUAGGCUCUUUUUCAUGUGUAGUACAAAAAGGAGAGUCCGAUUUCCUUUCCAAUUUGGUCAUUGUUGAUGAAAAUCGCUACUGUUGCAAAUUUUGUUUGCCUCUUAUUUUUAUUUUUCUUUUCUUUUCUUAAAUAUCCGAAACAACUGCAGUAACGAGUGUUGUUUACAUAUAUGAUGACUUGAAUAGUAUUUAUUUUAUCUUCCUGCUUAGUUUAUCUUACAUUUGUGCUAGUAAUUAUUUAUUCUUGGGCCGUGCGUGCUUCUAAUGCAGUCAUGCGGCUACUGGUCGUCUGAUUGUAAUGAAAAGUGCUGUUUGCACUGACCCUACGU